Polypterus senegalus (gray bichir) is the source of this 5461-nucleotide messenger RNA. Its product is annotated as zinc finger protein 664-like. Gene Ontology annotation, biological process: regulation of transcription by RNA polymerase II. The transcript is spliced from 4 exons. Gene Ontology annotation, molecular function: RNA polymerase II cis-regulatory region sequence-specific DNA binding; DNA-binding transcription activator activity, RNA polymerase II-specific. NCBI's taxonomy places the organism in Eukaryota, Metazoa, Chordata, Cladistia, Polypteriformes, Polypteridae. The record is from RefSeq and is a predicted model, not a curated record. Bases 1602 to 2921 code for a protein of 439 amino acids. Gene Ontology annotation, cellular component: nucleus.
GAAUCAAGUUUAUAGCGCAGGCGGUCUUCUGCUAGCUGAACUUUUUGCUUGGUAUAAAGCAAACAUGGAAUUUUAAGCGCACACAAAACACAAAUGCACCAGCCAAGCCUUCAAAGAAGAUAUUGUGGUGUAAAAGACGGCGUGAAACCUGCGAUGCAGCGGUUGGAAACAGUUUCGAUUUACCAGAGGAUGUCAUCUGCUCCCUGUCUUCUGUGAUGGUGGAUACUCUGGAAUAUAGGAGCCAGCAGGAGGAUUGUGGUGAAAAUCUGCAUCAGUUCUUGUCAGGGGAAGAGAAUCUGAAAUGGACUACUUUACACUUUGAUCCUCUGCCUGUCAAGAAGCAGAUACAGACAGGCGUAAACAUGACUCGGCAGACUCACAGACGCAACCAUGCAGCCUUUUACAACUGCCUAGACUGUGGAAAAAGUUUUAAACGUGCAUCCCAUUACAAGGUGCACCGGAGAAUUCACACAGGAGAGCAGCCUUAUCAUUGUUCUGAAUGUGGCAAAUGUUUUUCACAAAUUGGUAGCCUCCACAAACACUCAAGAAUCCACAGUGGAGAGAAGCCCCAUUGCUGCCAUGAAUGUGGCAAAUGUUUCUCUGUGAUUGACAGUCUUCGGAUUCAUACAAGGACACAUACAGGUGAGAAGCCACAUUGCUGUUCUGAUUGUGGUAAAGAGUUCUCCUUGCUCAGAGACCUUCAGACCCACUCAAGAAUUCACAUGGGACAGAAACCUCACAGUUGUCCAGAAUGUGGCAAACGAUUUGCACAGAAAGGUGGUCUUAGAACUCAUGCAAUAGUGCACACUGGGGAGAAGCCACAUUAUUGUGCUGAAUGUGGGAAACGAUUUUCUCAGAUGGGCAACCUUCAGACACAUUUAAAAAUUCAUAGCGGAGAGAAGGCAUUUUGUUGCUCUGAAUGUGGUAAGCGAUUCACACACAAAGCUAGCCUGCAAGCUCACACAAGUAUCCAUACUGGAGAGAAACUGCACUGCUGUCCAGUCUGUGGCAAGCGAUUCUCGCGUACAAGCAAUCUUCAGAGGCAUGCAAAAACUCACACUGGUGAAAAGCCAUUUUGCUGUUCUGAAUGUGGUAAACAAUUUGUUCAAAAGACGGAUCUUCAUAUUCAUCUGAGAAUUCACACUGGAGAGAAGCCGCAUCGCUGUCUAGACUGUGGUAAGCAGUUCACAGAGCGUAAGCAGCUUAAGGCACACUCGAGAAUUCACACGGGAGAAAAACCCUUCUCCUGCUGCGAAUGUGGUAAGCAGUUCAGACAUAGCAGCAGCCUUCAAGUACACACAAGAAGUCACUCAAGAUAAAACUUGCAAGUGUGACAAGCAACCAUUUGCACAAGGACACUGUUGGAUUCAUGCUGGAUAAAAUAAUAAGAGGUGAAGAUGUAAGAAGGAGUUAAUGGAAGUAGCUGAAGAAGAACCUCUUUUUUAGCACAGGAUUGCAGGGAGCAAAAGCAUAGUCCGAAAGCAAUGGUGGCAAGGACAAAAUGGGGAGCUGGCUGUGCAGUGAAGAACUGUGCACUUUGAGACAACAACUGUAAGUAGGAAGAGGGCCACAGAGGAAGAGUAAGGCACGGCAGAAGAAACAUGGCCUCUCACAAAGAAGAUAUUGUAGCACUAAGAUUGGUCAGCGUCAAAGAAGAGGCCUGUGAGUGGGAAUCUGUCCAGUCACUCCAGGAGGGUGAUUUCUUGAAGCAGGAAGCUUGCCAGUGGGCUGAUGCUGGCAUUAAAGAGGAGAAUUCCGAAUUUGGACUUCCAGGUCUUCAAUCACAAAACCAUGAAAUGUUGGACCUACUAAAGGAAGAUGUAAUGCUAAAGACUGACUCCAUUUUGAAAGUGUCUUCAGCUAUAAAAAAAGAGGUAACUGAUUCUGACUCACUUCAAUGGCUGCAGUACUUUCCUCAGGAGAAUGUGAAGGCUGAGAUAUUAGAAUCUGACCAGAAUACAAGUGGAGAGAUGUGGUGCAAGGGAGAUUGUGAACAACCAUCAUCUGCAAGACGGCAUGGAAAACGUUUAGAAGAGGAAGGCAUCUUCUCCCUGUCUUCGUUUUCUGAGGAUUCUUUUCAGUGUGGCUCUCAACAGAAAGACUAUAAUGGAAAUACGGCAGCUGGGUCAGGGAGCAUGAAUUUGGACAUUUUGCCAUAUAGUUGUCUGAAUGUUGUGACACUGCCACCAUCGGACACUGGUAAAGUUCACCAUCAGGUGCAGCGUACAAAUCCAGGUACUUUGCAUCACUGCCACGAGUGUGGAAAGAGUUUUAAGAACAAGUCUCAUCGCAAUAAACACAUGCGAGUUCACACUGGAGAGAAGCCAUUUUGCUGCCCAGAAUGCGGCAAAAGAUUUGCAGAUAACUCCCAUCUUCAGAGGCACAAGAGAAUUCACACGGGAGAGAGACCUUAUGACUGUAGCGAGUGUGGUAAGCGAUUCUCACUCAUAGGCAACCUUCAGAGACACAAGAGAAUUCACACUGGGCUUCGGCCAUAUUACUGCUAUGAAUGUGGCCGGCGAUUUAUGGAGAGACGGAAUCUUGAAAUGCAUCAGAUAAUUCACACCGGACAGAAGCCAUAUUGCUGUACUGAAUGUGACAGGUGUUUCUCACAGAUAGGUAGCCUUCAGAGGCACAAGAAAAUGCAUGCUGGCCAGAAGCUUCACUGCUGUUCUGAAUGUGGCAAAAAGUUUGCACAACUAGGCCAUCUUCAAAGACACCUUCAGAUUCACACUGGGGAGAAACCCCACAGCUGUUCCGAGUGUGGCAAACGGUUCUCACAAGUAGUUGGUUUGCAAAUACACCGUAGGAUUCACACGGGAGAGAAGCCAUAUUGCUGCUCUGAAUGUGGCAAACGUUUCACACAGCUAGGUCAUCUUCAGAAACACACGAGAAUUCACACGAGAAACAAGUCCGAGUGAUUGCGGUGAGAGAUUUGGGCAGGUAUUUCCAAUUUAAAAAAACUAUCAAUAGUUUAAAAAUCCUUGUUUAGAUUUAUUAAAUGUGGGAAGAAAAUGUACAGUGUUGUUGUGAUAUUGGAGCAGAAGAAAACUAAAGCAGCUACUUGGAUUUGCUCAGUUUUCUUACUCAGAUGUAUUUAAAACAAGAGCAGUGAAAUCGGAAAGGUAUUCAGGCCCUUUCAGUUUCUACACACUUCAUUGUGUUGUAGAUUUAAUUGUAAAUGUAUACAUUUGCCAAUUUUGCCAAUCAGUCUAUUCUCAAUAACCCAUAAUGACAAAGUGGAGGCAUGUUUUCAGAAAGCUUUGCUAAUUAAUUAAAAUUCCUCUCUACCUGGAAUUCAGGUGAUUUCUGUUUGCUUUAAUGCUCCUUGAGAUGCGUCUUGUACUUGUUUGGAGUCCAUCUGUGGCCAACAGAAUUGGUUGGACAUCAUUUAGAAAGCCACAUGGAUCCUUGUGUAUAGAAGGCCCCACAAUUCACACUGUAGUUCAGGACAAAAACCAAGCCAUGAAGUCUAAGGAACUCCUUCUAGACUUCAGCUAGCAAAUUGUGGCGAGGCAGAAAAUGGAGAAAAAAGAUACUUAUUUAUAAAGCUUUCAGUGUCCCCAGGACAACAGUGGCCUCCACUAUCAUGAAAUAGAUUAAGUUUGGAACCACCAGGACUUUUUCUAGAGUUAGUCAUCUAGCCAAACUGAGUAAACGGGCAAGGAAAGUACCUUGGUUAUGGAGGUGACCAAGAAUCCAAUGGUCACUCUAACCCAGCUUCCGAAGUCCUCGGCUGAGAUGGAAGAGCUUGUCAAAAGGAUGACGGCCUCAGCAGCACUCCACUAAGACAUUUAUGAAAGCCUGGCUAGACACGUGCCACUCUUGAGUAAAAGGUGUAUGAAGUUUUAAGGACUCUGAGAGCAUGAGGAAGAACUCUUAUCUAAUGAAACAAAAAUUGAAAUUAAUGUCAGCCUCAUGCUACUGCAGAAUGUUAAAUGCAGAAAGACAUGAAGAGGUCCUUGAAGAAAACCUGUUUCACAGUGCAUGUGACCUCAGACUGGGGCAACAGUUCAAUAUCCCAAAGCCUAUAGCCAAGACAACACUAGAGGGGCUUCAGAACAAGUGUCUGAGAGUUCCUGAGUGGCCUGGCCAAAGCUCAGACUUCAACCUCAUAGAACAUCUCUGGAGAGACCUGAAGAUGGCAGGGCAUGGAUUCUUCUAAACCAAAUUUAACAGAACUUGAGAAGCUCUGCCAGGAAAAACAGGCUAAACUGCCCAAAUCCAGGUGUUCAGAGCUUGUAGAGACUUAACCAAGACGACUUAAAGCUGUAAGUGCUGCCAAAAUGGCUUCUACAAAGUACUGAACACUUCUAGGAUUUUGAAUAAAUUUGCCAACCUUUCUAAAGACUUGUUUUCGCUUUGUCCUGGGUAUUUGAGUGUAGAUUGAAUGACAACAAUAGCACAUUCUUCCUGUUUUAAAGUGUGCAGAAAGUGAAGGGCUCCGAAUACUGUCCAGUGUAUUCUUUGUUUUUCUGUAUUUUUAAAGCCCUCACUGGGUAAUGAGCAUGCAAAGGGCAUUGACUGAAAAAAAAUGCUGCUGUUUAACUUGCUGUACGCUGCCCAUUAUGUUUGUCCUGUUCCGUACUUUAAUCAUUGUCAUCUUUAAAAUAAAUUGGUUAGAAACGGUUAACAGGGUAAACCAUUUUAUAUUUGUCAACUUUGAAAUAAAUCAUUUAGAAACACCUAAUGGGAGGACAGGUUUUUCUAUGUGGUUUAUUCACUUCUAGGAGUGCAUUGUAUAAACAUUGCUAUAUUCAGAAGUCUUUGGCCUCUUUCUGAUAUCCUCUAUUUUGAUUAUCUGUCACUGUGAAUGGCAUCAGAUGUUUGCACAAAAUGUAAUAUUAGAUAAAAUGAACUCAAGUAAACAUAUUAACAUAAUUUGUAAAUGAAUAUUCUUAAGUAAUAAUGGUAUCCAACACCUGCAUUGCCCACGUGAAAAUGUUACUUCCACCUUAGUUAGUCCCUCACACAUUUCACAGGGUUUGUUUCUGCCCGGUGUUCCUAGAAUAGGAGAACUGGGUCCGAAAAUGGACGGUGGAACAGACACAAAGGUAAUUUUUAAUAGUACCAACAGUAUGUGGCUGGCAUGAAUUGCUCAUUUGAUUCAAAUGACGGAACACAGCCAGCCAUAUUGAACCUAAAUCCCUUGCACAUACUGACCCUCACCAUGAGAGUGAAGUCAUGGCCACAGGAAUUCUAGAAGAACACCUAGGCCUCCAUCAAAGGCAAUUCCAGAAAAGAUGAGCAAAAAAACUUAUUGGAAUUUCCCAUUUUGUUGUGGUAGGGGUCGUAGGAUGACCCUGGUUUCCAUUUUAGACUCUUUACUAUGUAGACCUGAACAGAUUGCCCCAAAACCCAGAUAUAGUCCUUGUAUGUUUACUCUUACCAGCCUGAUCAUUGUAGUUCAAUCUUCUUCUUCUUUUGGCUGCUCCCAUUAGGGGUCACCACAGCAGAUCAU